UGAAUUAAAUAAAUAAAUCUAAGUUGAAGAUGAGAAGAAAGAAAAAAGAGAAAGAAAUAGAUUGUACAAUAAUUAGAGCAGGCGGUACAAUCUAGUUUGCCAGCCUUACAGGAUACGUCUACCAUCAUUCUUGUUUCCCUUCUUCGCAUAUUCAAUGUCGGUUCACGUCUCAUUUACUUCUUAUUAUUUCCUACGCCGAUUUCUCCCAACUUUCCUCUCACAAAUCCAGUAACCCUCCAAUUCCUUUGUGAUAUAUAAUCGUCUCUAACAUUCCACACCUUAAUUUUACUGUAGUGGAGACUUCAUCGAUAGUACUUGUAUCUAUUGUCACUCACCGUUAACAUCAGGAAGCUAUAAUUCUGCUAAUUCGAUUACUGAUGUCGUGCUCAAAUUCGUCUUUGCUGGCAUUGCCAACAGAAGGAGAGGAUCAGAUAAUGACCUCAAAUGCUAAUCCAUCCGUACCUACUCAGCAUCAAAGUCGGGGUUCCCUGCCCGUUCCCGUAGCAAUCCUUUGGGACAUUGAGAACUGUCCCGUGCCAAGUGAUGUAAGGCCCGAGGAUGUGGCUGGUAACAUCAGGAUGGCAUUGCGGGUUCAUCCUCUUAUUGAUGGAGCUGUCACUACUUUUUCUGCAUACGGGGAUUUCAAUGCUUUCCCCAGGCGACUGAGAGAAGGUUGCCAGAGAACGGGUGUCAAGCUUGUUGAUGUUCCAAAUGGUCGAAAGGAUGCUGCUGACAAGGCUAUCUUGGUUGAUAUGUUCCUUUUUGCUCUCGAUAACCCUCCACCGUCUCCCAUCAUGCUUAUAUCAGGGGAUGUCGAUUUUGCCCCUGCUCUCCACAUUCUAGGUCAGAGAGGAUACACUGUCAUCCUUGUUAUUCCCUCUGGGACUGGUGUCUCGUCUGCUCUGAGUAAUGCCGGGAGGUUCGUUUGGGAAUGGACUAGUGUCGCUCGUGGGGAAGUCUUUGUGCCCAAUGUUAAGGGAUUAAAACCGCCUUGUGAAGGUCCAGCAGAAGUUACCGGGCCUCUAAUGGGGUGUCAGGUCAGUGAUGGUGUCGAAGGCCAUAACGAAGAAGAAUCAAUAGUGUAUCGAGGAGCUUCAAGAGGCUGUUACAGUAAUACCAAAGAAGUUUCAGUGGUCUCGCAGUCUCUAUCUGAAUAUAGUACGAGAUCGAUAGUGAAGCUCCAAAAUCCCACAACUACAAGAUCGGAUGGUCUGCCAUUUGGACUUAAUGAAGUUUCAACGGGAUCACCUGCUUAUUGUGUGGAAAACGACUUGAUGUGGGUGCAGCCGGGAGAUCUCAAUGGUUUGAAGGGCCAAUUGGUGAAGUUGCUUGACUUGUUUGGUGGUGUUUUGCCUCUAACUCGUCUUCCGGCAGAGUACCAGAAGAUGUAUGGACGGCCUCUGUAUGUUUCCGAAUAUGGUGCUGCUAAACUCGUAAAUCUCCUGAAAAAGAUGGUUGGUGCAAUCAGUGUCGAGGGGAAGGGCCAGAGGAAGAUUGUAUGCCUCCGUAACCCAAAGCCCGAGCCAGUUGGUCCUACGCCCACAGUGAUUUUAGCUAGGCGGGAAAAGAAAGGAAAAGCGGCCGUGGAAGAUAGCAUUGACAUAAUGAUUGAAGCUGGUUCUUCCGAUGAGUUGUCAGACGAAGAAAGGUUGGCUAUUGAGGAAAACUGCGGUAAGAGAGGAGGGGGAGAGAAAUUUAGCUUUGAGAUAACGGAUGAUUCACGGGUUAUUGAUAACCUCAAAAGGUUUAGAUAUGAGCUCCAAGACAUCUUGGUAAGCUACUCUUAUCAAAUUUUUCUUCAUUGCUUUGAGACAAUAUAUCAUCAAAGAUACAAAAGACAACUUGAUUAUACGAACUUUGGAGUGAGUCAUCUAGGAGAGCUUCUUGAAAAGGUGAGAGAUAUUGUGGUGGUGCAGGUGGACCCAGUAAGUAAAAGAAAAUUUAUGAUUGCAAUCGGUGCAUAGUUGAAAAAAAUUGCAUGGCCCAGGUGGGGGUCUUUUCUUCCUCAUCGUGGUGGUUGUUCUCCAUUACCUUGUAGUUUUAUUUGGGAAGUGGAGAACGGGAAAAGUGUGUGCAUUUCCCGUUCUGUCUAACACAGUAUUGUCGUAUUUUAUAUGGAGCGGUUACUUUAGUAUUCUCAUCGCAAACACUGAAUCUGAUCAGCCCAAAUGGGGGAUCCUUUCUGUAUAUUAGGUUUUGGCUUGAUUUAAUCACAUGCAACGCGAGGCCACAAGUUGUUUUCGUUUA
Molecule: messenger RNA, 2247 nt
Organism: Salvia miltiorrhiza (redroot sage)
Lineage: Eukaryota; Viridiplantae; Streptophyta; Magnoliopsida; Lamiales; Lamiaceae
Exons: 2
Coding region: 378-1964 (528 amino acids)
Biological process (GO): regulation of gene expression
Cellular component (GO): peroxisome
Molecular function (GO): RNA nuclease activity
Source: RefSeq, a predicted model, not a curated record